ACUCGCACCGACCCGCCACCGACCCACAAGCCGCCGCCGCUCGCGCCAACGACCGGCUCUGGGGCCGCGACUUUCGCACGAGCGGCGACGUCGUCGUCCUCCUCGGCCUCGUCUGCGCGGCACUGUACAUCGCCAUCUUUGUCUCGAUCAUGCAGCUCGAGGGCUGAAGCUUGACGGCGUGACGGACGUCACCUCCUCGUCGACGAGCGGCAGCCCAGGAGCGUCCGGCGUCGAAGGGCAUUUCGUCGCCCGGCUCCGCUCCCGGCCCGUCGUCGGCGUCGAGAAGGAGCCCGUCGCCGGACGGACCUGUUUGAGCCGUCCAUCGGUUUGUCGGAUUCUCCGGAACGUCCGCACCGCGUCGGCUCGCGGCGCCCGACCGCCUCUCGACCUUCUCGCCCUCGCCCUCUCUCUCUCCGCACGUCCUCGCCGCACCCGCACCUCAAGCCCUUGUGCGUCGUCAUCGCGCGAGCUCGCCUGUACACGACCGCCGCCGCCUGCACCUCUCGCUGUCGUCCGCCCUCGCUCCCGUCGAGACCAGCUCGCCGACGACCACUCGGCCCGAGCCAGAACCGGCACGAUGACGCCGCAGCACGUCCAGCUUGACUCGUCGCACGACCUUGCGCGAGAAGACGAGGCGCUCCUCGCCGCAGUCGACGUCUCUUCCCUCGACAAGCAGGAAGGCUACGACGUCUCGCUCCUCGCCCUCCAACCUCGCGACGUCCGCCCCUCGCCCUCGUCCUCCCCGCCCGCCGAGCCUCGCGCCUCCUUCCACUCUCACGGCUCGACCUCGCGCCCCGACACCCUGCGCGACCCCUCCCCCGCCUACCCGAGCGCCGCCCCCUCCUCCUCCUUCUCAUCGCGCCCCUCGACUCGCGACGACGAGUCCGCCC
Molecule: messenger RNA, 890 nt
Organism: Rhodotorula graminis WP1
Lineage: Eukaryota; Fungi; Basidiomycota; Microbotryomycetes; Sporidiobolales; Sporidiobolaceae
Exons: 2
Source: RefSeq, a predicted model, not a curated record